AUGCUGGUGAAGGCGGAGGUCCUGGCGCCGCCCGCCGAGGACGAGCUGCUGCUGCUGGGGCUGGGCUCUCCCGCCCCCUCGCCCUCGCUGCCGUCCAGCGCCGAGGAGGAGGAGGAAGAGGAGGAGGAAGAGGAGGAGGAGCUGCGCGCCGCCCCGCCGGCUCGCCCCGUGGAGGCUCCGGGCGGCCGCGGGCUGCGGCGGGCGGAGGGGAAGCGGCGGCCGGGGCGGUCCCGGGGCGCCCCGCGGGCGGCGCGCACGGCGGAGACGGCGCAGCGCAUCAAGCGGAGCCGGCGGCUCAAGGCCAACAACCGCGAGCGCAACCGGAUGCACAACCUGAACGCGGCGCUGGACGCGCUCCGCGACGUGCUGCCCACCUUCCCCGAGGACGCCAAGCUCACCAAGAUCGAGACGCUCCGCUUCGCCCACAACUACAUCUGGGCGCUCACCGAGACCCUGCGGCUGGCCGGGGCGGCGCGGCUCGGCCCCGACGGGGCGGCGGCAGCGGCGGUCCCCGCCGAGGGCAGCCCCUCGCCCGCUUCCUCCUGGAGCGGCGGCGCCGCCAGCCCCGCGCCCUCCGCCUCCCCGUACGCCUGCACUUUAUCGCCCGCCAGCCCCGCGGGCUCCGCCUCGGAUCCCGAGCACUGGCCGGGCCGCUUCGCCCCGGGGCCGCCGCCGCCGCUGCCCCGCCGCUGCCUCUAG
This is a messenger RNA of Cinclus cinclus, 699 nucleotides long. It is a transcript of the gene NEUROG2, whose product is annotated as neurogenin 2. Bases 1 to 699 code for a protein of 232 amino acids. The transcript has a single exon. The record is from RefSeq and is a predicted model, not a curated record. NCBI's taxonomy places the organism in Eukaryota, Metazoa, Chordata, Aves, Passeriformes, Cinclidae. Gene Ontology annotation, molecular function: protein dimerization activity.